AUGCUACUAGUCUCUCGUCUGACGUGGUUCGCGGCAAAUGUUCGACACGUGCGAGGAAAAAUCGCGCGGCACUCGAGUUACGGGAGAAAAGUUCGCGCGACUGAGAGGGCCGAUUUUCCGCCAAAGUGGAGCGAUUUCUCGAGCGGUAGCGGAAACAAAACGUGAGGGUUUUAUUCUGGCAUCAUGAACAUCGAUGAAUUCCGUGUGCGCGGUAAGGAGAUGAUCGAGUACAUCUGCGAGUAUAUUCGCACGUUGGAGGGCAAGAGGGUGACGGCGAACGUCGAUCCCGGAUAUUUGAGACAUCUAAUCCCGAAAGAGGCGCCUCUUAAGCCGGAAUCAUGGGACGCCAUCAUGAGGGACGUCGAUGGCAAAAUAAUGCCCGGAAUCACCCACUGGCAGCAUCCGCGAUUUCACGCCUACUUCCCGUCUGGCAACUCAUUCCCUUCGAUCCUCGGUGAUCUGCUGUCAGACGCAAUCGGCUGCAUCGGUUUUUCGUGGGCGGCUAGUCCAGCUUGUACUGAACUUGAAACCAUCGUGCUAGAUUGGUAUGCUAAAGCAAUCGACCUGCCAGCCGAGUUCUUGUCGGAGCAGAAAAGCGGCGGCGGCGUGAUUCAGGGCUCGGCCUCUGAGUGUAUUCUGGUGACGAUGCUGGCGGCGCGCACGCAAGCAAUUAAGAUGCUGAAAGAGCAGGAACCCAAUACGGAGGAUUCGGCGUUCCUGCCAAAAUUGGUGGCCUAUUGCUCUACGGAGUCGCACUCGUGCGUUGAGAAAGCAGCGAUGAUCAGUCUGGUGAAGCUGCGGAUACUCGAGCCGGACGACAAAGCCGCCUUACGCGGUAGACGGCUCGAGUUGGCCAUCAGGGAAGACGUGGCGAACGGCUUAGUGCCGUUUUACGUGUCCACUACUCUGGGCACUACCGGGUCCUGCGCCUUUGACAAUCUUGUAGAGAUCGGGCCUGUAUGCAAGCUGUAUCCCAACAUCUGGUUGCACGUGGACGGCGCUUACGCUGGUAACGCUUUCAUCUGUCCGGAAAUGAGGCCAUUCAUGGCCGGCAUCGAGCAUGCUGAUUCCUUUAAUACAAAUCCGAACAAGUGGUUGCUGGUGAAUUUUGAUUGUUCUUGUCUAUGGGUGCGUAAUCGAAUGAAGCUCACGUCGGCAUUGGUCGUCGAUCCGCUUUAUCUUCAACAUGCUCGCUCGGGAGAAUCAAUCGACUAUCGUCAUUGGGGCAUCCCGCUCAGCAGACGAUUCCGGGCGUUGAAGCUCUGGUUCGUCAUGAGAUCGUACGGUAUCAACGGGUUACAAAAGUACAUUAGGAAUCACAUAAGGCUGGCAAAGAGAUUUGAGGCGCAAAUGAAGAAAGACAGACGCUUUGAAAUCCUGAAUGACGUGCGAGUCGGCCUGGUGUGUUUCCGAUUGAAGGAGAGCGAAGAAAUGAAUCAGGAAUUGCUGGCCAACAUUAAUGCAUCUGGUCGGCUGCACAUGAUACCAGCCCGUGUAAUGGGCAAAUAUAUCUUGCGCUUCUGUGUGACGAAGGAGGACGCGACCGAAGAAGAUAUUGAUUACGCGCUCAACGUGAUCGAGGAGCAUGCCACGGAAGUAAUGCUGGCACACUACGAAGGCACGGAAGAUGAGUACAGAGCAAAGGGUCCAAAGAGUCCGGCUGCCCUCGACAAGAAACUCGUCCGAAAGUUCAGUUUUACCAGGAGCGUUACCAGGGACGUCUACAAGAAAUCCAUCUCCAAGUCUAGCCUACAGGUAGUAUUAUCUUUCUUGGCGAAUCUUUAG
Molecule: messenger RNA, 1785 nt
Organism: Formica exsecta
Lineage: Eukaryota; Metazoa; Arthropoda; Insecta; Hymenoptera; Formicidae
Product: aromatic-L-amino-acid decarboxylase-like
Biological process (GO): amino acid metabolic process
Molecular function (GO): carboxy-lyase activity; pyridoxal phosphate binding
Source: RefSeq, a predicted model, not a curated record